UUCGCGUUAGAGGGCACUACUGUACAGGAAGGGUGUUGUGUUUCGGAGAGAUUUGUUAAUAUUUGUUAUCAAAAGAGAUCACAAUGCCAGCAUACCAUUCAAGCCUGACGUCUACGCUUAAGGUAGGUAACAUGGCCAUGCUGCCUCUCAAGACACAGUUCAAGGGUCCGGCACCUAAAGAAGCUGGUGACUCGGAUAUCAUUGAUGAGGCUAUCUACUUCUUCAAAGCAAAUGUCUUCUUCAGAAAUUAUGAAAUAAAGAGUGAAGCAGAUAGGACCCUUAUUUAUAUAACACUUUACAUCACAGAGACUUUAAAGAAGUUGCAGAAGUGCGGCUCCAAGAAUCAGGCGCUCAAGGAGAUGCACACACUCGCUCUGCAGCGCUUCGACAUUCCAGGCGAGGCUGGAUUCCCGCUUAACGGAAUAUUUGCUCGACCCGCUGACCGCAAUGAAGAAGAGACGAUGCGUCUGUACAUCCUACAGAUCCGACAAGAAACGGGCGUGAGGGUGUCCGAGAAAGUCUUUGAUCCUGUUACGGACAAACCUACCAAGUGGUGGCUGUGCUUUGCAAAGAGACGCUUCAUGGAUAAGGCACUAACGAUGCCUGGAAACAGCUACUGAGCACAAUUUACAUGUAUCCGGCAAUCAAGAUUGGGUGCGAGUUAGUCGAGUUGUUACGCAGAUGCAGUGUCCAAACAGGGAGGCUACUCUAUGCUUGCAUUGUAAAUGCUUACUUACUUGAUUUGCUAUAAUGUUGUCUGACGAGCGAACCUACAUGUAAAAUCAUGAUAUUGACAGCUAUUACAAAUUGAAUCCCAAAAUGCCAAAAGAAACGAAAUUUAAAUAUAUGUAUUCACUGAUCAUAUGCUUUACAGAUACAGCGACCACAUUAGUUAAUGGAAGAUCCAUCAUAGCUUUGUUGUAUAAUUUUAUAAUGGAAUAAAUCCAAUUUUGUAAUGAUAUUUCAA
Messenger RNA from Priapulus caudatus, 967 nucleotides. Its product is annotated as actin-related protein 2/3 complex subunit 3-like. The record is from RefSeq and is a predicted model, not a curated record. The transcript has 7 exons. NCBI's taxonomy places the organism in Eukaryota, Metazoa, Priapulida, Priapulimorpha, Priapulimorphida, Priapulidae. The coding region runs from base 84 to 620 and encodes 178 amino acids. Gene Ontology annotation, cellular component: cytoskeleton; Arp2/3 protein complex. Gene Ontology annotation, biological process: regulation of actin filament polymerization; Arp2/3 complex-mediated actin nucleation. Gene Ontology annotation, molecular function: actin filament binding.